GGGCUGCUGCCUCUCCUGGGCUGGAACUGCCUGCGGGACCAGAGCGCCUGCAGCAUCCUGCGGCCGGUCACCAAGGACAACGCGGCGGUGCUGGCCGUCACCUUCCUGCUCCUCUUCGCCCUCAUGAUGCAGCUUUACCUACAGAUCUGCAAGAUCGCCUUCCGGCACGCUCAGCAGAUCGCCGUGCAGCACCAGUUCAUCGCCACGGCGCAGGCCACCUCCACCCGCAAAGGGCUCUCCACCCUCUCGCUCAUCCUCGGCACCUUCGCCCUGUGUUGGAUCCCCUUCUACACCUACUCGCUGGCGCUGCCCGCUACCUGCAACUCCCUCAUCAACCCCAUCAUCUACGCCUUCAGGAACCCAGACAUCCAGAAGUCGCUCUGGCUGGCCUGCUGCGGCUGCGUCCCUUCCACCUUCUCCUCCAGACCAAGGACAUCCAGCGACGUGUGA
Messenger RNA from Phaethon lepturus (White-tailed tropicbird), 450 nucleotides. RefSeq names its product G-protein coupled receptor 12-like. Lineage: Eukaryota; Metazoa; Chordata; Aves; Phaethontiformes; Phaethontidae. Gene Ontology annotation, biological process: G protein-coupled receptor signaling pathway. The transcript has 2 exons. The annotation marks the transcript as partial. Gene Ontology annotation, cellular component: membrane. The record is from RefSeq and is a predicted model, not a curated record. Gene Ontology annotation, molecular function: G protein-coupled receptor activity.